AUGGCGAAACCGUUGGGUACCACCGGAGAGUUUUUCCGACGAAGGGACGAGUGGAGGAAGCAUCCGAUGCUUUCGAAUCAAAUGAGGCACGCACUGCCUGGUCUCGGAAUCGGUGUUGGCGCCUUCUGCGUUUACCUCGUCGGUGAGCAGAUCUAUAGCAAACUCAUGGGAAACCAAACCUUAGAAAUGGAUAUGCUUCAGGUUAAUACCAUUGGCGAUUGA
Messenger RNA from Microthlaspi erraticum, 222 nucleotides. Lineage: Eukaryota; Viridiplantae; Streptophyta; Magnoliopsida; Brassicales; Brassicaceae. The record is from the annotation of a GenBank genome assembly.